Trachymyrmex cornetzi is the source of this 448-nucleotide messenger RNA. It is a transcript of the gene Ssb-c31a, whose product is annotated as single stranded-binding protein c31A. Gene Ontology annotation, molecular function: DNA binding; transcription coactivator activity. Gene Ontology annotation, biological process: positive regulation of transcription initiation by RNA polymerase II. The transcript has 4 exons. Bases 82 to 432 code for a protein of 116 amino acids. NCBI's taxonomy places the organism in Eukaryota, Metazoa, Arthropoda, Insecta, Hymenoptera, Formicidae. The record is from RefSeq and is a predicted model, not a curated record.
UGAUUUGGACUCUGAUCGAAUUCACCUCAAUUUGUUCAAGGAGUAUAAUUGGACAAGUUUGUUGCGUUUUUGAAGUUGAAGAUGCCAAAGUCAAAAGAAUAUCUCUCUGACAGCGAUGAUAGCAGUGAAGAGGAAGUAAAAUCAAAGAAGCAAAAGAGGGAAAGAGAGGAUGAUAAAGCGACGAAAGAUGAGAAGAAACCAGCAAAGAAGGCGAAAACUGACGAUGAAACUGUUUGGGACUUGGGCAGCAAUCGUCAAGUAAAUGUGAGAAAUUUCAAAGGCAAAUAUUAUGUUGAUAUUCGGGAGAUGUAUUAUGACAAGGAAGGUGAUUUAAAACCUGGAAAAAAAGGAAUAUGUUUAUCCAUGCAACAAUGGCGAAAGUUCAUGGAUGUUGUGGAAGAAGUGGAUGAAGUGGCCAAAUCAAAGAGUUAAAGUUUUAAUUUUAAUG